This is a messenger RNA of Ictalurus furcatus (blue catfish), 3909 nucleotides long. It is a transcript of the gene mbip, whose product is annotated as MAP3K12 binding inhibitory protein 1. The record is from RefSeq and is a predicted model, not a curated record. The transcript has 9 exons. NCBI's taxonomy places the organism in Eukaryota, Metazoa, Chordata, Actinopteri, Siluriformes, Ictaluridae. Gene Ontology annotation, cellular component: cytosol. Bases 1752 to 2810 code for a protein of 352 amino acids.
CCCAAAAAUAAACGGCGCCCAACCCCUACAGCUUUCGUGAUAGUUAGAGUGGAAAUAUUUACAAUAGACAAUAUAUUUACAAAUAAGGCGUACACUCAGCCACAACAUAAGACAAGACAGGGGAAUGGGACAACACAAUAUCCUACCACUCGCUUCUUUCACUCAUACUCAUAAAUGUUAUGCUGUCAUAUGCAUCUCAAGCCACCUCCGAACAUGGUUUGAAUGAUCGGAUCAAAAUGCGUCUCUGAUGGACACUGGACCCCGUUCAUAACUGUAUUUAGUACUGUCCACUUAUGAUCGGAUAACCCCGGAAGCAUGUUAAUGCCAGGUGCAAACAGGGCCUCAGACCAAUCUUACAAUCUGUGUGGUAUGACAUUUCUUCAAGUCCCCACUCACAGCUCACAUUGGUGGUUUCAUCUUAUCCUGUUAUAUACCACAUCUCAUUAAAUGUGUACAGUGACAUUACAAAGAAAAAGCUUGGAAGGAAGUAGUGUUAGAUCAUUGGUGCCUUUGGUGAAUGUAUGCAGCUAGUACAGUUAGCUUGCUUUGCUAAUCUGACAACAAAGUGAGUACAAAGCCUAGCAUGAAACAUGUAAAUCAAACAACCAAUUUUCAAUUUCAAUUAGAGGACAAAUAAAAGCAUUUCGCAUGUUCUCCGUGUGCUUUGGGGGUUUCCUCUGGGUACUCCGGUUUCCAACCCAGUCCAAAGACAUGCAUUGUAAGCUAAUUGGCAUUUCCAAAUUUGUCCGUAGUGUGUGUGUGCAUGGUUGUGUGAAUUUGUGCGAUUGUGCCCUGUGAUGGAUUGGCCCCCCAUCCAGGGUGUUCCCUUCCUUGUGCCCAGAGUCCCCUGGGAUAGGCUCCAGGCUUCCCACAACCCUGUGUAGGAUAAGUGGUACAGAAAAUGGAUGGAUGGAUGGAUAAAAACAUUACCUGUUCACCAAGAAAAAGCUUGUUUACUUUUUUGCUUAAGUUUAGCUCAUUCUAUCCUCUGAUUUGCUGUUGGCACUCACCUGUCACUAUGUAGGGUGGCUUUUUCAUGCCUUAAGUCCCUGCCUGACAUUUGAUGUAUUUGAGCUGACAUAUCAUGUAUGCAUACAAACAUCCUGCGAAUUCCAACCAGACAUCCAUAACACUGCACUGACUGUGAAUUACUAUUACAGGACUAUCAGGGUGACUCACAGCAACUCAGGAACAUUAAAUUAGUUUCAUGAUUGACUGCAUAGUAAUUUUUUUAAAACCAAAAAUUCCAAGCAAUGUAUCUUUACAAUGCUUUUGUGAAAUCAUUCCCAUUGUUGGACACAAUGCAGAUUUAUAUGGAACUGGCAAGGAAGAUCAUUAGAUAUAUACUCAGUGUCAUUCAUGUACAACACAAAUCUUCAUUUUCCAGAACAAUUCUUAUUACAACAUGAGACUGGAUAUGACAGGAGGUUAAUUGGUUGAAACAUGACUCAGAUUAAUUGAUAAUUUAAUAAAAAUAGUUUGGUUUUAGUAUACAAAUUUAAGCACCUACACCCUACUGUAGUCAAUAAAGUGUCCAGCCAGUUUAGGCCAGAUCUGUGUGUGAGUGGGAAAAUUAGUAAACGGCGCAAGAAGAUUCAGUUUAAACAUAGCAGAAUUACGAUUUACCUUCAUAAUUACCAAGUUCCUGUUUGAUGUUUUCUUGAGGUCCUUGUCCUGUUGUGUUUCCGGUGGUGACGUGGCAAAAAGGGCGUGUUCCGCCAAUCAGCGUUGUCGCGUCAUGCGGAAGUGCAAUGGCGGCGAAUGGAGCGAUUUACGAGUCCUGCAAGGAUAAUAAACAUAAAGCAAGCACCGCAGAAAUGAGUCCUGAUGGGUUGAUUAGACAUUCUUUCCAAGAGUGUUUCUAUUCCUUAAUCGAUUCGAUCACAGAAUUUAGCUCUGAGCUAAAAAUAAACCCUGAGGUUUUAAGCAUCACUGCCAGCGUGAGUGCUCUUAACUUCCCUGAACUACAACCAUCGCAUGUGUACGAAUGUUUACAGCAGCAUAUCUCCAAGUUGCAGUCUGUAUCGGCACAUCUGAAACAAAUAUUGGAUGCUAAGAGCCCAACUAAUUCAGCCAAUAAUGAAAAAACAGAGAAAGCCAAGAAUGAGUCGGCAGCAACAUCUGAAGAAGAGAUAGUGGUAGACAGAGAGCUCUUUCCUUCUACAUCACACCAGCAUACUGCUUCGAAAGACAGUGUGAUGUCCCAACAUGAUGACCGCAGUAUUCAGAUCAAAGCUGGCAAAGCUGAGAUUGAACGUAGGAUCUCUGCAUUUAUAGAGCGCAAACAGCUGGAGAUCAAUGAAAACAAUGUGCGGGAGUUUUGCAAUGUGAUCAACUGCAAUCAGGAAAACAGUUGUGCCAGAACAGAUGCAGUCUUCACACCCUAUCCAGGUUUCAAGAGUCAUGUCAAAGUGACCCGAGUGGUGAAUACAUAUGGGCCCCAAACACGUGGUGGGCGCUCUGAGCAGGGAGAGCAGCAGCAAGGCUCGUACAGCAGAGACUGUGGAAACCCUGUCAUCGAGGAGCGGCUACACAACAUAGAAGCUCACCUGAAGCUAACAGCAGCAGGUCCUGUGCCUCAGAGCAUUUACCAGCGGUUGAAGAAGUUAGAGGAUCGAAUCUUGGAGCUUGAGGGUCUUUCCCCGGAGUACUUCCACUCCACGAGUUACUCGCACAAACGUCCAAAAUUCUCAGUUUCUCAGAGCUACAGCCUGUCUGAGUUGGAUGGGAAGAUCAGCGCAGUUAGAACUGCUUUACUGAAGAGAGCAAAUGAGUUCCAAUCCAGAGAUGUGAGGGAGUUUCCAUUCUGACAAACACACAGUUGUCCAACAGUGUACCUCCACUCUGAGAUUUAUCUAGGGUUUUUUUUUUUUUGUACACUUCUCAUGAAUUUAAAAUGAAUUGUUUUCACUUACUACGCAUCUGAUUUGUGAGUUUAGAGGACCUGUACAUGCUGUCAUGUUCAUUUUUGUAAAUAUAUUUGUUUUCUGCUAAAAUAUUGAGCAUUUGAAUAUUUUGCACACAGACACAUACAACACGUUCACUUUUUUAUAUAACGUCUGAGACCUUUGUCAGAACUGUGAUUCAUUUGUUUCUGCUAGCUUUGGUCCAUUGAUCAGUCCCUCCAGGAUUUCGUGAUUUUGCGAUCACAGAAAUCAAGCAAAGUCUGCAAUAUUCGGAGGAGCUUGCAGAUUUUUUAAAUUACUGCAGAUUUGGGCCGACACAUCAUGUGACAUCAUUCCAAUGUGGGUUCAGUCAAGAAAGACCGUGCAAAACAAUUUUGUGCAGUUGCAAUUUUGCCAAUUCCAGUAGUUUUCUGCAAAACAGCACAAUUAACUUUGCAAAAUCCUGUACAGACUGAUUGAUUCCAUUUUUAAGAAUAUUAUAUUCCCCCUCUUGGGGGGGGCGCAGAGAGAUGGGAAAUGGGGGGUGCAGAUUGUUUUCAAGAAGAAAAAACACAGACAGGGCAUCAUUUGGGGACUUUGUGUAUUUUAUUGCAUUUCAAAAAGAAUGUGCAUAAAUGGAAAAACCCUGCGUUCCCUCUCCCUCUGUAUUUUCUUUUUGCUGGGGAGAGGCGGAGCUUAGCCUGCCUUUUAUCUAGCUGUCAGUGCAGACCAGUGUUGCCAACUUUUUUUUGACAAAAAAAAAAAAUGGCGCCUAGCGGCUUUUUGGACAAACAUUAGCAACUUUCCAAAUAUCACCAGUACUGUCCUGCAAGCGCAAGGUGUUGCUUUCACGUUGCACUCUCACCUCUCUCUGCGUCUGCUCUGUUCAGUGAGUGUCUGAGAGCCGGAGAUUUAACAACGUCACGGAUAACGUGACGUGCCUUUUGUCCCAAUUUACAUCAUUCUUAUGUGAAUAAUUUUAGAAUGCUAGACGAUUGUAAUACAACAUGUUUUAUAUGUAAAA